AUGCUAGCGACGCAUACCGGCGAGGCCGGCGUUGCAGAGAUCUUUCGAACAGUGCAGCUGCGACUUCGUGAUUCAACAUGGACGAUAGUGUUCAAGUCCCUGAUCGUGAUUCACAUGAUGAUCAGGGAAGGUCAAUUGGAUGCUACGCUGCAGUACAUGGCCGAGAACCCGCGGAAGCUGGCAAUCAGCGGGUUUUCCGAAGGUAUGCGAGAAACGGCCGUGGGUUUGACGUAUGACAACGGGGACUGA
Aspergillus melleus is the source of this 249-nucleotide messenger RNA. RefSeq lists its product as uncharacterized. NCBI's taxonomy places the organism in Eukaryota, Fungi, Ascomycota, Eurotiomycetes, Eurotiales, Aspergillaceae. The transcript is spliced from 2 exons. The record is from RefSeq and is a predicted model, not a curated record. Gene Ontology annotation, molecular function: phospholipid binding. The coding region runs from base 1 to 249 and encodes 82 amino acids.